CAUUCCCAAAUAUAUCCAGUUCGAGAUGCCACGUGUCAAUAACCCAUUGAACGUCUCAAAUUUCAUGGCCCUCGUUGAAAUCAAGUGCAUAAUCUCCCUCCAUCUCCAAGGCCACGCCAGCAAGAGAAAGAGACAGCAAGACAAAAAAAGAAGAGCUGCAGAGAUCAGCGACUGGACUCCAGCGCUCUUCUCUUUCGGAUAGUAAUGGCUGGUUUGGCUACUUGUUGUUCCACUCUCUCUUCCACAAGCCAUGUUGCAGUGUCUUGGUUGGAAUUCCAGACUCAUCACAGUGGAAGAAUAACGGCAUGGAAACCGAGUCGAUGGAGAAAUGCUAACGGGAUUAGAGCUGAGGUGAAGUUUGUGAAGCCAGAUGAAGCAAAAAAGCUGGUAACAGAAGAAGGGUAUGCGGUGGUCGAUGUAAGGGACAGAACGCAGUUUGAGAGAGCUCGGAUUAAGUCGUGCUACCACGUUCCCCUUUUCAUAGAGAACAAAGAUAAUGACAUUGGUACCAUCGUAUUAAGGACAGUGCACAACAACUUCUCGGGUUUGUUCUUUGGAUUACCUUUCACUAAGCCUAACCCUGAGUUCACUGAGUCAGUGAAGAACCAGUUUUCAGCCGGAAGCAAACUGUUACUCGUGUGCCAAGAAGGACUGAGGUCCGCGGCUGCAGCCAACAAAUUAGAGAAAGCCGGUUUUGAGAACAUAGCAUGUAUAACAUCUGGUCUCCAAUCUGUUCCACCAGGUACAUUUGAUUCUGAAGGCAAGACUGAGCUGCAAGAUGCAGGUAAAGCCGGUUUGGUCACUGUUCAAGGCAAGAUCUCAGCUGUUCUUGGAACCGUACUCAUCUGUGCAUUUCUGUUCAUCACAUUCUUCCCAGACCAAGCGGAGAAGCUGUUAGAACUGGCACCUACUAGCUAGACUGCCACAGUUUUGUACAGAAUGUAUGCUGUUGCCAUACCUCAAAACAUUUCCUUAAUCUUAAACCAGCAUCGUUUAUUAUCCAUCCAAAGUAAUGCACAGACGUAAAACCAACUGCAAAUCAACAAUCCUGCCCAAGUAAAAGAAAAAUCAAUGACCAACCAAUGCAUUGGCUUAAGUGAAAGAAAGGAAACGGAAAAAAAGCCAAACGUUGAAAAUGGAGAGCUAAGAAAAGGAAUUCACAAGAAAACUGGAAACCUAGCCAGGAGGGUGUAAACAAAUAUUACAGU
Messenger RNA from Linum tenue, 1208 nucleotides. Lineage: Eukaryota; Viridiplantae; Streptophyta; Magnoliopsida; Malpighiales; Linaceae. The record is from the annotation of a GenBank genome assembly.